CGUGGUGCGCGCACCAGGGGCAGCUGUUCCCACAGCAGAGUCUGCAGAGAGCCGGAGAAGGGAAGGUGCAAACAUGGCAUCGGGGGCAGCAGAGGCAGAGACCAGGCAGAGGCUGCUGAGGACAGUGAAGAAGGAGGUGAAGCAGAUAAUGGAAGAAGCUGUUACCAGGAAAUUUGUCCAUGAGGACAGCAGCCACAUUAUCUCGUUCUGCGCUGCGGUUGAAGCUUGUGUGCUUCAUGGAUUGAAACGAAGGGCUGCUGGCUUCCUACGCAGCAAUAAGAUUGCUGCCUUGUUUAUGAAAGUGGGGAAGACCUUUCCUCUUGCAGAAGAACUUUCUAAAAAGGUUCAAGAUCUCGAACAACUAUUGGAGAACAAGAGGAAUCAGAUGCAAGGUGUCCAUGACAGUGUGCGGAAGACGCAGAGACUCCCAAAUCUCUCCCCACAAGCAAUCAAACAUCUGUGGAUUCGGACGGCACUCAUAGAAAAAGUGUUAGAUAAAAUAGUACUUCAUCUGGUGGAGAACUGCGGCAAAUAUUAUGAAAAAGAAGCACUUCUGAUGGAUCCAGUGGAAGGACCAAUCCUUGCCUCUUUGCUGGUUGGUCCAUGUGCCCUGGAAUACACAAAAAUGAAAACGGCAGACCAUUUCUGGACUGACCCUUCUGCAGAUGAGCUUGUUCAAAGGCAUCGUAUCCACAGCUCCCACUGCCGUCAAGACUCACCCACCAAGAGGCCUGCACUAUGUAUUCAAAAAAGGCACUCAAGUGGAAGUAUGGAUGACAGACCAUCCAUGUCAGCGCGCGAUUAUGUGGAAUCACUACACCAAAAUUCAAGGACAACUCUACUUUAUGGAAAAAAUAACGUGAUGGUUCAGCCUAGAGAUGAUAUGGAAGCAAUUCCAGGUUACUUAUCGCUCCACCAAACUGCAGAUACAAUGACCCUAAAAUGGACCCCGAACCAGCUCAUGAAUGGCUCUGUAGGAGAUUUAGAUUAUGAGAAAAGUGUAUAUUGGGACUAUGCAAUGACUAUUCGCCUAGAGGAAAUAGUAUACCUGCACUGUCAUCAACAAGUAGACAGCGGGGGCACCGUAGUCCUAGUAAGUCAAGAUGGAAUACAGAGGCCACCUUUAAGGUUCCCUCGGGGAGGACAUCUUUUGCAGUUUCUUUCCUGCUUGGAGAAUGGUCUUCUCCCACAUGGGCAGCUUGAUCCUCCAUUGUGGUCUCAAAGGGGAAAGGGGAAGGUAUUCCCCAAGCUGAGAAAACGAAGCCCCCAAGGUUCCUCCGAAUCAGCUUCAGACAAAGAAGAAGAUGAAGCCACUGACUAUGUUUUCAGAAUCAUCUACCCAGGGACUCAGUCUGAGUAUGCACCUCAGGAGUUGAUUGAAACUCAGGGUGGUGGGCUUCCUUCUAUGUGGCAGCCCAGCACACGCAAGUCCUCUUGUUCCUCAUGUUCUCACAGCGGAUCUUCUGAUGGAGGUCAUUCCAAUGGCUGCAAUCAUGAGAGAGCUCCUCUGAAAAUGUUAUGCGACAACAUGAAGUAUCAGAUUGUAUCUAGGGCAUUUUAUGGAUGGCUUGCCUACUGCAGACAUCUGUCUACUGUGCGGACACACUUAUCGGCUCUUGUCAAUCACAAGAUUGUGUAUCCUGAUGUGCCAGUUGAUGCCAGCUUGGGACUGACUGUGGAGAUUUGGCAAAAGUACCUAGAAGACAGCACGAGUUAUGAAGAGCAGGAGCUGCUACGUCUUAUUUACUAUGGUGGGAUUCAACACGAGAUCAGGAAAGAUGUAUGGCCUUUUCUCCUUGGACACUAUCAAUUUGGCAUGACAGAAACGCAAAGAAAAGAGGUGGAUGAUCAAAUCCGUGCUUGUUAUGAACAAACCAUGGCAGAGUGGCUGGGCUGUGAGGCUAUUGUGCGUCAACGGGAGAAGGAAUCUCAUGCUGCUGCUUUGCUUAAGUGUUCGUCUGGAGCCAGUCUGGAUAUUCAGAUGCAAAGGAUGAUGCACAGAGAUUCAACUGUCAGCAACGAGUCUUCCCAAAGUUGCAACUCUGACCGACAAAAUCAUGUGCAUUUGCAUAGUGACUCGAGUACAAGUACACAGGUGUUUGAAUCAGUGGAGGAAGUCGAGCAAACAGACCUCAGAAGCGAGGAUAACAAACCUGCUAAGGUACAUAACGGAACGGUACCAAAUGGGACCUGCUCACCAGAUUCUGGGCACCCUUCUUCCCGGAAUUUCUCAAUUACCUCUGGGUAUUCAGAUCACAGCUUCAGCACUGAUGACAAUACUUCUUUGGAGGCCAACAAAAAUGCCACGUACCUGCAGAUUAAAUCUGGUGCUAGCAGUGGGAAAAAGCAGGGCAGCAUGGAAAACAUCCUGGCGGAUAACAAGAUGGUCGAAGAGGAUAUUCCUAUCCAAGAAAGCAUGGAUACGGAAGCGACAGCCAACGAAAGUCUGGAUGAUUUCCUGUCUAUGACUGAAAGCGCAGAAGAGAUCCUUCCAGACAAGGAUACUGUGCCUUCUGUUGUUGAAGCAUGGCCAGAUAGUGAAGCUGAUAAAGAAAGUCUUAUAGGGAGUGAAGACAAUUUGUCAGAAGAACCAGAAAUGGAGAGUCUGUAUCCAACACAUGAUUCAUUAGUUGUCAUUGAUGCCACUGUUUCUGAAAUGUCACCUGUCUCAUCCACAGGAGUGACAUACUCUCAAGAACUCCUUGACAUGUACACCAUCAAUUUGCAUCGAAUUGAGAAGGAUGUUCAAAGGUGUGACCGCAAUUAUUGGUAUUUUACUCCUGCCAAUUUGGAGAAGCUUCGCAAUGUUAUGUGCAGCUAUGUCUGGCAGCACAUUGAAAUUGGCUAUGUACAAGGCAUGUGUGAUCUCCUGGCCCCCUUAUUGGUAAUACUGGAUGAUGAGGCCCUAGCUUUCAGCUGCUUUACUGAACUGAUGAAGAGGAUGAAUCAAAACUUUCCACAUGGAGGUGCCAUGGAUACACACUUUGCCAACAUGAGAUCACUGAUACAGAUUUUGGAUUCUGAACUAUUUGAGCUGAUGCACCAAAAUGGAGACUACACUCAUUUCUAUUUCUGUUACCGCUGGUUCCUUCUUGACUUCAAACGAGAACUGGUUUAUGACGAUGUCUUUUCGGUUUGGGAGACCAUUUGGGCAGCGAAGCACGUGUCAUCCUCUCACUUUGUCCUGUUCAUUGCCUUGGCAUUGGUGGAAGUUUAUCGUGACAUUAUCUUGGAAAACAAUAUGGACUUCACGGAUAUAAUAAAGUUUUUUAAUGAAAUGGCCGAGAGACACAACAUUAAGCAGAUCAAGAAGCUGGCUCGGGAUCUGGUGUAUAAGGUGCAGACCUUGAUCGAAAACAAGUGAGGGAAGCACUAAAUAGAGAAAAACAGUCAAAUCUAAAAACAUCUGCUGCCAUGAAGCCCUGGAAAACAUUAUAAUACCACCCAUACUGAAAGACAAGGGUUAGACAAUACCUAAUCAGCCAGUUUAUUUACUCUGUAAGUGCCAGAAACAGGAGCGAACACCAAUAGCAGAGGGAACAUAAAAGGUUUCCUGUAUUAUUCCAUAUUUAAACUUAAGCUUCCUUCCCUUUAGCCUUUUUAGUUUGAUGUUAGACCAAAGACCUCAAAAUCUCUUUUUUGUCCUCGAUUUCAACCGCAGAGCAUUAGGAAACAGGUCGUAACAAAUGUUUCCUGGUGCUCAAGCCGGUAGGGUAACUGCAGGGUCUUGGGUGGGUUUUUGAGCUCACAUUAGAAGCUUACGAUUUCAUGUAUACGGCAGGCAGGUUCAGGGCAUAGUAUGAGAGUUUCUAAGGCCACAGGCAGGAUACUCGUUUGGGAUGAAGUUUGAGAGCCCCUAAUAAGAGGCACAACUAAAACAAAGUGCUUUAUCGGUUGCAUUAUAUUUUUACUAAUGAUGUUGCCAUUAGGAGCUUGGUGUACCCAGUGGGACAGCAGCUUAGUCACUGUUUGCAAAUUAUCAGAACGAGACCUGUGGCUUGCCUACCUUAUUAACAGUGCUUCGUGUUGCUUAAUAAUGGCACAGCUUUCACAUUGCAGGGAAACUUUAUUGGCACAAAAUAUCAGAUAUUAGCAGAGAAUAUAUAGUAUGUAUACCGAAAAUAUUUAAUGUAUUAUUUAUUGUCUCAUAUUCAGUUUUGUUGCUGAAUAAAGUAAAAUGUUUUUACAUAUAAAAAAAAUAUAUAGAUAGAAUUUUCAAGUGGUAGCACAAAGACUUGCUUAUCGAUCCAAUGAUGAAAGGAGUUCACCAGUUGUGAUGCAUAAACAGUGGCAGAGACUUAAACAGGGCAUGCCAUUUUUAUAAGGGACUAUAGAAAUAUAUCAACCAGAACUGGGAAGAACCAAUUCUCAUUCAGUGGUAUGACAGCUAAAACAAGUUACUGGCUAUUUCCUUAAAACAAAACUAGUUUUUGGACUGAUUUUGAGAUCGUAAUGUUUUAAAUGGAAAGGGGGUGUAAUCCUCAUUAUAAAAAUGUACUUGCUAAGAGUGAAUCUUCUCAUAUAUCUAUUAUCAGUUAGCAAAA
Messenger RNA from Spea bombifrons (plains spadefoot toad), 4544 nucleotides. RefSeq names its product small G protein signaling modulator 1 (gene SGSM1). The coding region runs from base 74 to 3364 and encodes 1096 amino acids. The record is from RefSeq and is a predicted model, not a curated record. Gene Ontology annotation, molecular function: GTPase activator activity. NCBI's taxonomy places the organism in Eukaryota, Metazoa, Chordata, Amphibia, Anura, Pelobatidae. The transcript is spliced from 25 exons. Gene Ontology annotation, biological process: activation of GTPase activity.